This is a messenger RNA of Aspergillus alliaceus, 810 nucleotides long. RefSeq names its product oxidase ustYa family protein. Bases 1 to 810 code for a protein of 269 amino acids. The transcript is spliced from 5 exons. The record is from RefSeq and is a predicted model, not a curated record. NCBI's taxonomy places the organism in Eukaryota, Fungi, Ascomycota, Eurotiomycetes, Eurotiales, Aspergillaceae. Gene Ontology annotation, biological process: mycotoxin biosynthetic process.
AUGAAAGACCUCAGCCUUCGAGCACUCCAAGACGUCAAACACGCAGCCCGCACAGUCUUCACACGACAGCAAUACGCCCAGGUGGAGUCCAAAAACUCCUUCACGGGGCAGCGGAGGCCACCCAACCACUCGCUACUCGCACGCACAAUCCCCUGGAUCCUCCACUUGAUUCUGUUGUUCACCGCGUUUGGCUUCCUCACAUGGAGAUAUCAAACCGUUGCCACAGAUAAGAUCUGUACCUCGCGUCUCUCGCCAUACUCUCCAGUUAUCGACGCCGGAGUCAUCCGGUAUAAAUCCCACGACGUGGCUGGUGACUUUGCCCAGGACUCAAUCUACCGAGGACGGCCAACAAACAGGACCGAAGCGGCAUGGGAGUCGAUAUUUGCCUCGCCGGGGAUCAACAUCCCACACGAUAAGCUCCCGCUAUUGGGCAAAUCUCCCGAUGUAACUUGGAUGCGAACCCCCAAGGACAAGGGCGACGGAUACGUGGGUUUCCUCGAGGUGUUUCACCAACUGCAUUGUCUCAACAUGGUACGGCUAAGUAUUCACCAGAAGGAGUAUGAAGAGGAAUUCGGAUACCCGCCUGACCAGUUUGACCCGGAGCAUGCUGCUGUCACGGCUACUCAUGUUGAUCAUUGUCUUGAGACUCUGCGGUUGAACCUGAUGUGCACUGGAGAUGUCACGCCCUUGAUGAUUGAGGUGGAUGAUACGACGUAUAAUGGCCGUCGGGCGGAUUUCAAGAUCAUGCACAAGUGUCGGAAUUUCUGGGAUAUUAAGGCGUGGGUGGAGAUGAAUAAGGUGGUGGAUUGA